This is a messenger RNA of Falco peregrinus (peregrine falcon), 2066 nucleotides long. Its product is annotated as putative protein FAM172B. Gene Ontology annotation, biological process: regulatory ncRNA-mediated heterochromatin formation. Gene Ontology annotation, cellular component: nucleus. NCBI's taxonomy places the organism in Eukaryota, Metazoa, Chordata, Aves, Falconiformes, Falconidae. Gene Ontology annotation, molecular function: siRNA binding. The record is from RefSeq and is a predicted model, not a curated record.
AUGAAUACCCUGUAUGGCUGCAGCGUAAGCCCCUCGGACCUUGCAGCUCGGCCGCAGUCGCUCAAGGCGACCAGGAGGCACUUGCACCCAGCUCAGCGGCUUCCGGGCCCGCAGGCCCAGCGCCCCGGGGGCGCGGCACCCCCACGGCAGGCACAGGGCAAGCCAGCGUGCCGCCGGCACCGCCCGCUGCCAAGGGCCAACGCUGGCAAAGGGCGGCCGCCGGGCCGCUCUGAAGGAAGUGGGGGCCGCAGGAGCCCACCGCUGCCCAGCCCGGGAGGCCUCACGCCCCCUCACGAAGGGGGAAGCCUCGCCGCCUCCCCACCCCCGCCUACCGGCUCCGCUCGCCCGGCGCGGGCGGCCCAGCCGCGACCAGCGGACACACCAACGGCGCAGGAAGACAAGAAAGAUGACAUCUCUGACCCAAUGGAGAUUGCUCAAAAGGAAAAUUGGUUACAAAUACAGCACGAACUAAGUUUGAGGAAACUAACAGAGGGCUCAGAGUAUCAAGAGGAACUGAAGUACGACUUCAAUGUAAAAGGGGAACUGAGGCAUCUGGAUACAAAUUAGUCCUUUGUUUUCAAUUAUUGCAAGAGUGCGCAUGAGCAGAAUCAUAAACGCUAUCAAGUUUUGGGACAUUUGAUUACCCAAUAUGUUUAUGAGCUCCUGGAAAGAGUCUGCAUGCUGCAGAAAGUUUGCAUUGCUACUGAUGCUACAGAGGAUGAACUAAGAAGUUUCUUCUUCAUGAGCAAGAAUGCACUAACAAGUUCCUCUAGCCUAAUAGUCCUCCUUCAAGACCGUGGAGUUUUCCGUGCUGGACAGUGGGGGCAAAGGAUAAUUGUCAGUGAGGGCCUGAGGCAUGGAACACAAAUACCAUUCAUCAAAAUGGCCCUUCAGAACCACAGGGAAGUGAUAUUACUGAAUCCCAAUGACAACCUCGCUGAUUCGAAGACUGAAAAGGAAGAGACUGAAGCACUGACUUCUACACAGUCCCUCUGGUGGAUCCCCAAGAGGGGCAGCAGCAGCCCUGAGGAGCAUACCAUGUAUGUAUGGGAUCAUCUAAUUUCAAAGAGCGCAGCCAAGAACGUGGCCCUCAUUGCCCAUGGCUAUGGUGGCUUGGUGUUUGUUGAUCUGCUGGUGCAGAGAAAACAGGAGGUAAUGAAUAAAGUGUGCUCUGUGGCAUUCAUCGGCUCCGUGCACCACAUACAGCACCAGAGUAGGAGGGAUCCACAAAUAGAAGAGUGGAUACGGAAACACUGCCAUGAAUGGGUGUCAAACAGUAAGCCUCUAGACAAACCUCUAGGUUCUCUCAUCAAAGUGAAUUGUCCUGUUGUGUCUGCUGGAACAAACAAGUAUGGUUUAGCACCCUCCUGCUGCUUACAUGCCAUCUUUAAGUACCUGAAGAGCGAGCUGAAAGCCAAGAUCACAACAGCCCUUAGGUUCACCUGUUGCAACCAGAAGCAGCACAAGUAAGGAGAGAGGCAAUAAAAAAAGGUAUACUGAUUAUUUUUUUUCUCAAUAGUGGCCUUUUCCUUUCAUAACUGCCUCUGCACCAUUCAGUCAUCUAAGGACCUUCAUCUCACGGUGGAGCAACUUAGGAGUUCUAAGUUUGAAGCUAGAUUGCUUUUGAGAAACACAGGAAUGCAAGUUAAAUAUUAGAAGUGCAUUGUGGAAAGCUUUAAGCCACAACCCUUUGGCUCUCUGUGAAAUUUAAAAGUUGUGCAAAAUAAAGAUGUUAAGGUAUAGCGGCUCUCGUCUGUUAUCAUUUUUUCAAAAUAAACAUUCUGCAGUUAUGGCUCAAUAAUCAGACUAAACAGACUAAACUAUCAGGAAAGCACUAACUUAAGUGCAUAGCUUUCAUUAAAAGGACAAAUCCAGAAUACAAAGAGCAUGUAAAGGAUCUAUUUCCUCCUCACUAUAUACCAUAAAGUGUAUAAAAACUUUCAAGAGCUGUAAUAUCCACCUUCCUCCUUGAAACAUCUACUGUUGAGUUGAACAAUACUUCAGGGAACUACAUACCACUACCCUCCCUCCAGUCAGAGACAGUAUGCCCCAUGAUACAGCGAGCU